CCCUCCCCUCCGCAGUACUAGUCAGAGGAUUGAGUAAGGAAGAGGCUUUUGCGAGAGUCUGUCGGUUUUCCCAUCCGCUUCUCUCUCUUCCUUUUCCCUCUUGUCCUCUUUCCCGGAUCCUUUCCCUCUUGCCACUCCGGAGGUUCCCUUAGUCUUGUACUAUCAUUAUAUUAUCCAUUUCCAUUUGUUCUUAUUUACGGAAACUGGUAAACUGUAAAUCAGAACCCAAAGUAUUACCUACGGUGGAUUUUCUGCCCUACUUGGAGACCUUACCUACUACUACUGACUGACUGACCGAGUGGUUGUUGCUCUUACUACGACCACUGCACCGACUGACUACUUUUUCUUAUCGGACAAUCCAAUUCAGUCUACUUCCUUACUACUUGGCUAUCACUACUACUACCACUACUACUAUUGCCUCACUGGCGGACAGACUGAACUGAUCCUCUGAACUGACCCUUACUGACUUUGACCUGCCAAUUCGAUCCUGAUCUGAUCUACUCCCUCCCAUUUACUACGACCACCACUACUUCGCUACUACUACUACUACUACUACCACCACCACCACCGCCACUACCAGAUCAUCCUGCCUAUCAGAAAAAACCCGAGACUCUUCUUCGAACCAUGAACUUUGACCAUACUCCGUACUAUGUCCAGCCUCUGUAUCCUAAGAUGCUAGAAAGGUCUUCCUGUGACUAUGAAUCGACGGAACGUGAUUGGGAUAACUGCGUAUCAUCAGCCAUGUCGUCCCCUCCAACAUCUAAGCGAAUCAAGACUUCCAUCUCUGCCAACGCGCCAUCACACCUGAUAGCUCAACAGCAAGUCAAUCCCUUUUCAAGAGUGCCUUCUUUUGAGGGCAUUCCUAUGCCCCAAACUCAGAUUCCUCCCCAAAAUCCGCGCAAACGCCGUGCAUCCCCCCAGUCAAGCUCUGCGGCUACCAUGGCGGCGCCAGGCGCGGCUCCGGCAACUGGAGAAACCGCGCACGAGCAAGGGCCUGGGGGAUCAGAGCCUGCCCCCAAGAAGAAGGGGAGGACCAACACUCCUUGGACUGCUGAGGAAGAGCAGAGGCUGAAGACUAUGCGCGAUGCGGGUCGCACCUGGAGCGAGAUUGCCAAGACAUUCCCUACGCGGACCGAAGGCAGCGUCAAGAAGCAUUGGUACAAGGACAUGCACUAUGCCGAAUUUGCUGAAGAUGAGUCCGUAGCACUCCGAGAAGCGAUUAGGGAAUACGAUGCGAAUAAAUGGAAGGCGAUUGGACUGAAAGUUGGAAAGCCAGCCAAGGCGUGCGAACAGUAUGCAAAAGAACAUUUCAAGGAUCUUUAGAUUUCUUACGAACUAUUGACGACGUGAUGACCAAUGCAUCGUCUUCCGCACAUUUAACGAAUCGACGAUGGGCAUGAGUUUUGGAUUCACAUUGCUUUAGGCUGAAGAUUUCAAGGCAGUGUUCGAUGUUAGCCACAAUUUGCAAAGUAUCGGGCGAAGGGUUAUCGGAGUUGGCUUGCGUCUUUCAUUUUACUUUCUGCUGGUCCCGUUUGGUCGACUAUUUCCCACCUCUUCUUUUUACAAGCGCCUUUCCUGGUUACUUCGUCUUGUUCCUCGUCCCCUCAUAUCCUGGGUGAAUACCACUGUUCGUUUCGCGUAACUCCUUGACGGGUCUUUGCAGCAGCUUUUCGCCGCGGAAGGGACAGCGUACCCUGGACAGAAAUUCUGUCGCGCACCCAACAACACGUUGAAGCUUGCUGUAAGGUUUUCAAUUUUUUCUAUAGAAAGGAAUCUAGUAGAAGCUUACUCUCGGUGUCCGGCACUGAGUGGUCACCACUAUGAUGAGCUGUUGCUGAUGUUGUACUUAUAUUUCCGUAGGUGGCCGAGGUAGUAAGCAUUUUAUGCUACUAGCUGCUAGUUGCUUAACAUUUAGCCGACACAAGCCGAGUAGGGCGAGUGGGAGUGGGGAGUAGGAGUAGUCGUGGGAUAGAUAGCAGUACUAUAUCCGAAGUCGGGGAAGAUGAGAAGCGG
Molecule: messenger RNA, 2013 nt
Organism: Aspergillus welwitschiae
Lineage: Eukaryota; Fungi; Ascomycota; Eurotiomycetes; Eurotiales; Aspergillaceae
Product: SANT/Myb-like DNA-binding domain-containing protein
Exons: 8
Coding region: 625-1323 (232 amino acids)
Source: RefSeq, a predicted model, not a curated record